This is a messenger RNA of Carcharodon carcharias (great white shark), 1505 nucleotides long. It is a transcript of the gene hddc2, whose product is annotated as HD domain containing 2. The transcript has 6 exons. Gene Ontology annotation, cellular component: cytoplasm. The record is from RefSeq and is a predicted model, not a curated record. Lineage: Eukaryota; Metazoa; Chordata; Chondrichthyes; Lamniformes; Lamnidae. Gene Ontology annotation, molecular function: 5'-deoxynucleotidase activity. The coding region runs from base 30 to 677 and encodes 215 amino acids.
AUUGUGACGUCAGUUCCGUCUCGGAGGCGAUGGCCGCGUGCAAGGGCUCGGGAAAUGUGAAGAAUUUGCUGCAGUUCAUGUACUGUAUGGGACAGCUGAAGAGAGUACCACGAACAGGUUGGGUAUAUAGAAAUGUGGAAAGGCCAGAGAGUGUGUCAGAUCACAUGUACAGGAUGGCUGUUAUGGCACUGUUAACUGAAGAUCAAAAACUCAACAAAGACAGAUGCAUAAAAUUAGCCCUGGUUCAUGAUAUGGCAGAAUGCAUUGUUGGUGAUAUAGCACCAGCAGACAACAUCAGUAAAGAGGAAAAGCACAGGAGAGAAGAAGAAGCCAUGAAACAUUUAACUGGACUGUUAAGUGAUGAUAUGGGUAAAGAGGUACUGGGGCUUUGGGAGGAAUACGAGAACCAGUCAAGUCUUGAAGCCAAAUAUGUGAAAGAGCUGGAUCAAUUUGAAAUGAUUAUGCAAGCUUUUGAAUAUGAAAAGCUGGAACAAAAGCCUGGUCGACUGCAAGAGUUUUAUGAUUCAGCAAAAGGAAAAUUUCAUCAUGCUGAAAUUCUUCAACUGGUAGCGACUUUAAAUGCAGAAAGAAAUUCCACGGAAGCAAAAUCUAGCACCUCAGAUGCACAGUCUUGCAAGAGUGAGCUGAACAUAUUGCCUCAAAGCACAAAACUCUAGAACAGCAUUGACGGUUAAAGGAGUUGAGUAAAUGUGUUUUUUUUAAGCUGCAUCAAUAUAAAUUUUAAGCAAAUACCUGGCUGAACAAAACCAAAUUUGUGUUUUAUGCAUUGUGAAUUUCCAGCAUAUGGAGAAUGUAUUUUCUUAAGACAAAAAUGAAAAUUUGAAAUCUCAAGGCUAUUUUUUCCAACCAAGAAAACAUUCAAUCUAUUUAUUCUCAUCAGGGGGUAGGCUGUGUUUAAACCCUUUUCAGGAGGCCUGAUUCAGAUUUGGGCCUCCCUGGAAUACAGGCAGAGAACACUCCGAAGUAGGGGAUUGAAAAUCAAGUGAUUCCAUGAGCAAAUUGAGUUGGAAAUCUUCAGUAAAAGUACCUAAUGGGCUGCAGUAUUUUCCCCAUAAAAAUGUUCCACAAUGUUGUUUGAAAGGCCUCUGUCCAUUUGAACUUGAAAAUUGGAAAUGGGGUCUGACAAUGAGCAUAGCAUCCAAGGUUGCAUUUGCAAGCAAAGCUCACUUGUUUUUGGGUGGAAGUGCUUGGCACUCAUUUAAAAACCAGUUAAAGACACUAGCCAGUCAACGACUGUUUCCUUGACAUUUUCAAUGGGGAAGCUGGUAUUUUAAAAUUGCCCCAUUAGUUCAGUAAAGCAGAUGUCUUAAACAAAUAUAAUAGAAAACAUUAGAAAAUGCCGUUAAGUAAACUGUAUACAUAGAACACUUGUUUACAAGACUGCAAACGAAAAGAUCUCAACAAAAACAAAAAACUGCGGAUGCUGGAAAUCCAAAACAAAAACAGAAUUACCUGGAGAAACUCAGGAGGUCUGGCAGCAUCGG